Mercurialis annua (annual mercury) is the source of this 811-nucleotide messenger RNA. RefSeq lists its product as uncharacterized. The coding region runs from base 94 to 624 and encodes 176 amino acids. NCBI's taxonomy places the organism in Eukaryota, Viridiplantae, Streptophyta, Magnoliopsida, Malpighiales, Euphorbiaceae. The record is from RefSeq and is a predicted model, not a curated record. The transcript has 3 exons.
CAUUACCUGAACUAGUUUAAAUAGUUUCUUCCUUAUCUUCCUUCUUCCUCCUCCUCCUCUUCUUCUUCUCUGGUACAGAAUCAGGCCACAAAAAUGGGAAAUUGUCAAGCAAUUGACGCAGCAGCUUUAGUUAUACAGCAUCCGAACGGUAAAAUCGAGAGAUUUUACUGGCAAAUUUUAGCCAGCGAGGUUAUGAGAUUAAACCCUGGCCAUUACGUCUCUCUGAUCAUUCCAUUGCCGGAUUCUGGAGAAGAUAAUAAUAAUAGCAGUGAACCAAACAAGAAGACUGUUCAGUUUACUCGAGUCAAGCUUCUUAGACCUACUGAUACUCUUAAUCUCGGUCACGCUUAUCGCCUCGUUACUACUCAAGAAGUUAUGAAGGUUUUACGAGCAAAGAAAUAUGCGAAAAUGAAGAAGCAGCGGGAUAAAUCUCAGAAUCCGGCAUCAGAGAAGCAGAGUUCAGAUUGUGAGACCGUAAAUAGACUGGAGAUCGACGAAGAUAACACCGAGAAAGAUAAUCAGGCGACACGACACGAAAGACAUCGGCCAAGGCAACCGUCGUCUACACUAAGGUCGAAAUCAUGGCGCCCUAAAUUGCAGAGUAUUUCCGAAUUUACAAGCUGAUGAAGCGUUUUUCCGAUAUGCAUAGUUAUUUUCAAAUUCCGCCAUUUAUAGAAGCUGGUCGAAUACGGCUUUGCAGCUUCACGACAUUGAAGGAAUGAUCGAGCUAUCGGACGUUCAAAAUCAUUGUCAAAAAAAGUAAUCUGUAUAGCAACAAAAAGAGAAAUGGAUCGAAAAAACUUGUUUUACA